Messenger RNA from Octopus sinensis (East Asian common octopus), 2394 nucleotides. RefSeq lists its product as uncharacterized. The record is from RefSeq and is a predicted model, not a curated record. NCBI's taxonomy places the organism in Eukaryota, Metazoa, Mollusca, Cephalopoda, Octopoda, Octopodidae. The transcript has 9 exons. Gene Ontology annotation, molecular function: protein binding. Bases 106 to 2316 code for a protein of 736 amino acids.
CACCCGUCCCACAUGAACGCUUCCUGUUGGAUUGGCGGUAUUGAAUGAAACGUCUUCGAAGUUUAUGGAAUUAUGAACUUUGCUUAAAAAAAUAUACCUGUGCUUAUGGAGAAAGAAGAGCUUUAUAAACAGCUAUUACUUAUGAAAAAGGAGUAUGCCCGGAAGAAAAAGAGACUUGAACUUGCAAUUCAAGCCAAGAAUUCUCAAGAAGUACCAUGGAGGAAAAAAAUAUCAACACAAUUAAAAACACACCCUGCCACCUGUGAAAUGGGAAAUAAAGAAUUCUGUGAUAAAAAAGAUAAAAUUAAUAGUUCCCAGGUUAAAAAGAUAAAUGAAAUUUGUGUUUCUGAGGACAGUUUAAAACUUUCAUGUAAAGCUAAAAAUUUACUGAACAUUCCUUUCAAUUCUUUUGAGCAAAAAACUGAUCCCAUUAAAACUGAAAUUACUUCUGAUUUCAAAACUAGUCUUCCUUUACCCACAAAGUCAUUUCAAAGAGUUGAAAGUGAUUGUCAGACAUCUGGGAAUUCUGAGUGUUCAUCUGUAUCUUUAAAUACCUCUAAAAUCUUAUUAAAAACUAGUAAUGACACUCAACAUAAAUGGAAAACAUGUUUAUCUAAUUCUUUUGCUUCUGGUGAAUCUACACAGAAAAUAACUCCUAGUGAAACAAUGAAACCACAAAUAACCAUUUCUACAAAUGUAAGGGAAAAUUCUGAUUUAGUAUGUUCCUCAAAACAAGUUAAUGAAGAAAGAUUGGCAGUUCCUUUAUUACAAGAAUCAUCAUAUAUUGAAAAACAAAAUAAAUUCAAACCUAAUCAACUUGAAACCGAUAACAGUUUAAAAAAUUCUAGUGAAAAUCCUUUUGACUCCAACCAUAUUUCAAAAUCUGAUGAGGAACUAAUUUCAAGUGAAGCAUUGUGUUGUGGUGAGGUCAAUAUUCCACUUAAGUGUCAGGAAGUAAGUAGUGGUUUACAGACUGGUAAUGACUGCAUAAAGAAUCCAACAGCUUUAUUGAAUCAGAAAGAGGUAAAUAAUGAUACAGACCCUUUCCAGAUAAGUAACUCUUCAGCUUCUCUCUUCAACUCGGAUCAGAAAAUUUCAUCCCAGUCUUUGCAAUGUUGUCACUUAAAUCAAAGUAGCGAGAAUCAGCCCAUUAAAAUAACGAGUAGUUUAUCUUCAGAUCAUACUAAAAACUCUGAUGCUAAAGAAGAGCAAACUGAGAUUCUGGAUAAACUAGAUGUAAAACAGUUUCAAAAAGAUCCUUUUUCUGUAUGUGAUUUUCAAACAAUCUGUGAUUUAAAAUUAACGAGAACUGAAAAGAUUCCUGAUAACAAUGAAGUUGUUAGUCUUUUGAACACAAGUUGCAGUGUUUCCAUUCAUAGAGACUUUACUGUAUGUGAGAAUUAUUUAGUAGGUGUCACCAAAUCUGAAAUUCUAUUCUGGACGUAUACUAAAAAUGAAGACUGGCACAUAAUUUAUCAAUGGAAAGUUUCUGAUUAUCUCAAGGAAUGUUCCACUGCAAGUCUUCAUCCUUAUGACAGUGCUGUGUGUGUUGCUGUUCUAGGGUUGAAGGCUCAAAUGCAUCACAGUCUAAUACUUUCUACAUUCCAAGGCCUCAGUAAAAGAAGCAUUUCUGUAGUAGUUACAUCGGUUGUCUCCCUUCCAACCAAUCAAAUAAUCUACUGCUCUCUGAACAGCUUUGAGCUUGCUGUAGCUUCAUCAAACAACGAGAAUACAAAAAUCUCUAAAAUAUAUCUUUUGGAAGAUUUUACUGCUGUCAAAGAAGAACAAAGUUUAGAAUCUACUUCUGAAAAACUUCUCUCAUUAGCUACUAUUCAAAGAUUGCCUGCUGGUCUUAUUGGACUAACAGUUACCAAUGUUUUAUUGAUAUGGAACCAUACCACAAACUUGUUAUUGAUAAAAGUACCUUUGACUGAUAUCAACGAAAAUUGUUGUAAUAUACCAACAGCUAUGAAUUUGGAAGGUCAUGUAAUAUUUCCAGUAUUAUUUAAAGAGGGCUUGCAACUAGGAAGCUUUGUUGCUUUGAAUCCAACAACAUCGACGGUCAUCAAACUACUUUCAUAUGAAAAGAUUCCACACUUCAAUACAAGCUUGAAAAUGACGUCAGCUCAUGUAUUUGACAAAACAUUUGUGUCAUUUAAUGAAAAUAUCCUUGGACUUUGGGACCUGUUCUCUGGUUAUUUAAUGGCAUCUAUUUAUUGUUCUAAUAUUUCUAGCGUCACAGUUUUCCAUUCUGUCAAUCAAUUAUGGCUUAUAACAAGUCAGAAAGGAGGAUGCAUACACUGGUAUAGCUCAUAGCACACUUUGACAAUGUUUUAAGACAUAAGUGUCUGGUAUAUGAUAUUGCAAACUUUCUUUCUUUAUCAAGAAAGAAAG